This is a messenger RNA of Linum trigynum, 5394 nucleotides long. The record is from the annotation of a GenBank genome assembly. NCBI's taxonomy places the organism in Eukaryota, Viridiplantae, Streptophyta, Magnoliopsida, Malpighiales, Linaceae.
CUCUAUUCGCAAUUGGAUUUGGUAGUCUGAUCUGCAUAUUACCUAUUACUGUUUCCAUCAUUUACUUCGCUUAUAUUUAGUUUUAUCUGAUUGAGUUUCCAUGUGUACCCAGCUAAAUUGAUAGGCCAACCCUUCUUGUACCUCCUGUGUCCUUAUUGCAGCUUAGAAGGAGACCACGUCUUCGGCGAAUUCGGCGACUACAAGCCCCUCGAAGCCAAGGAAAACAAGGGAAACCAGAGGAGCCGAGUUCCAAAGAAGGCAUAAAUAAUUGAGCUCUGGUUUAGAUCCCAGCUGCAACUGGUAGGUUUCUCGCUCUCUUUCAUUGAUAUCCCAUUUCAGUCUCCUUUCUGUUCCGGUAGGAAUGGCAAUGGGGCAGGUCCGGGGCGAGUUUCUUGGUACCCAGACCCGCCCCGUGGCAGGUCGGGUAAUUGAUCAUGGGUCGCGGGUCGGGGCAGGUCGACCCAAUGAGUAUACAAUUUAUAUGAAAACAUUAAAAAUAUUCGUAAUUUUUAUUGUAGGACUAAGAAAACAAACAAUAUUAUGACAAUUGUAGUUAAAUUAUUGGAGAAAUUGAGGUUUUUACUAAUUUACAACUUUAUUAUAGCUAAAAUAUUAUGCAAUAAAAGGAAAAUUCUAAGUAAUUUGACUAAGAUUACAUGUAAUUUAGACAAGAACGGGUCAAAAAUGGGGCGGGUCAGGGCAGGUCGGAUCGAUGGGACUACCCAUGCCCGCCCCGCCUACGAGGCGGGUCGGACCCGCCCCAAAACAGGUUUAACAGGUCGGGUAAAACGGGUCAGUUCAAAAUUGUCAUCCCUAUGUUCCAGAUUUUUAGUUCUAAAUUUGGGUUUAGCCCACCGUACUUGAUAGAUUUGGUUCAUCAUCUUCUCCAAUUCUUUUCUGAUCGAAGAGACGACGGCGAAACUAAAUUAUGAUUACUGAGAGUGAACCAUACAAGAAGGAAACGAGCUUUGUAUUCGCAUAAGGAGAAAAUGCGAGGGAUGGGUUAGCGGUGGCGGUGGGUUUCUGACUCUCCUUUGUUAUUAUUCGCUUUCUGACGUCUUAUUUAGUGUGUUGAUUUUUGGGUCUACGUUAUGAUUUUCCCUUACUAUACUACAUGGAUUUGGUUCAUCAUUUUUGCCCAUUCUUUCAGAUUGAAGGAACGACGACGGGAACUCGAUGAUGGCAGGAGAAAGUGGAAAAGGAGCGUUGGGUUUGCAGAGGGGAGAGUAAGGAUGAUUAAGUUAGCGGAGUAGAAAGAAUGCAAAGCCAGGUAGUUCAAGUUUGGCGACUUCCUUUCAGUUUGAUUGGGUGUUUGUGAUAAGUCUUAGUUUGGUCAACAUAUGAGGACUUUCAUGAAUACAAAAAAGGCUAAGAGGAAGAAGAAGAAGAAGAAGAAGAAGCAACAGCAGAGAAUUAAUUUUCCCUGGUCGCAGUUUACAAAGACAUAGAAGGCAAAGAGAACGGUAGUGGAAGGAGGAAUAAGAAGACGCACAAAAUCGUAAAGGUGAAGAACUCUAUUAUGAUUGUGAAGGAAUAACAAAAUCGACAUGGUGGUGACCUUCUCUCUUUGCUUCUGCUUUUUUUUUUUGUUUAAUUUCUUGUGAUUUAUUCGCAGAUUAAUGAGCUUAUGCCAGUUUUGGGUACUUACCUAGCACAUUAGGAAGCUUUCACUUGCCGAGUUCAACUUAUUAAUCAAGUGCUUGCCAUCAAUGGUGAUUUGGAUGUAUUUGGCUCCAUUUUAUAUCUUCUGGACCUCGCGGUUUGUAACUCAAAUAGCUUUCGGAUUAUUGAGUUCUUACGUUGUUAUUAUGUUUACCUGCACGAUAUGCAUGAUCACAUAGAAAUGACCUUAUUAUCCGAGUUCUUAUGCAGUGGCUGGGUACAUUGAUGUGGUCAUUUCAGAAAUGACAACUAACAUGUAAGAGUAGUCACCUUCUUAAUCAACAAGGUGUGCUAGGAACUAAAGUCAUGUGCUAUGCUAAUUGUUUGUAUUGGUGUUCAGGAAGAGUGCAUCCGGAAGGGAAGAUUACAUCGUCAUCAGUUCUGUCAAAAUAAAGCAACCAUAAACAAGACAUGCAUUCUGCAGAACAUAAUGAUGAGUGCUGCAUUUUUCAACGGUUUAUAUAUUUGUUUUCAGUUCUUUAUGUGUGUAUGUCUUUUACGCCCGAUGAUUAUGAUUCGUUGAUCCCUUUUUUUCCUUUCAGGAGGAAGAGCAUAUAUGCAACAAAAAGGGCCAAAUGAGCUAGCAUGGUUAUAAGGAGUUAGACAAAUCUCGCAUGUGUUGAACUUAGAUACCAUAUUGGGAAUCGCAUUUUGAUUUGAAUAGAGUUUUAACACCUACUUCCAAAUUUAGGAGUUAGACAAAUCUCGCAUGUGUUGAAUUUAGAUACCAAAUACAUAACUGAAAUAUAUGAUCCAAACGAUGUUCACAUUUGUUAUUGAAUAUCAAAUUGAUUUUCUUUCUUUAUGAAGUCAUGAAUCUUUUUUCAUAAAAUCCCACUUUCACGACAGACGAUUGUAUAUUUGAAUCAACAAGUGUUUUAUUUAGUAAAAUUCCAAAUAAAUACUUCAAAUAUUUGAGAUUUUGGUCAAUAUAAUAGCUUGACUAUCCUUUUACGUCAUUGUCAACUCUUAAAACCACAAAUAUUUUCCGUGAAUCAUAUAAAAUUAAAGAUCCCAAAUCAAGUAAAUCAUAAAUAUUGAUAAAAUAAAUUAUACGAAAUAGAAUGAAAUUGAUCCGACCAACGAGUCGGGUAAAAGCUAGUAUACUGAUACUACUCAAAACAAGGGACACAGACACAAGGAAAAAUCUGAUCCGCCCGCAAACAAUAAUAAAUGCAACCGUAUCUCCCGCCUCGCACACAAUUGAAUAACUACCACUCGUUUGGCUUCUCAUAGGUGUGGCUUUGCUUAAAUCCAAGUUCCCAUCUUCAUUAACGUUCAUUCUAUCCAUCUCUUCCUUCACUCAUUGUUACUUCCACACAGAAGCCCUACUUAGUUCACACUACCUAGCUAUACGCCGCCGUCGACAGAACUAUUUCAACAAGCUAGCUAGCUAGCAAGUAGCAAGCACAUACAAACAAUAUAUAUUUAUUUGCUUUCAGCCAACCAACCGUCCGGGAAAAAGAAGAUGCUGGACGUGUGGUCCUGGAUAUCCGACCUUCCUUUCUCCGGUGAAUGGGAGUCGGCACCACUACUCGUCUUCCAACUUGCUACUUCACCAUGUGACCCAACUCGUUCUCUCCAGCUCCAAGCCCGACGAACGCCUUCUUCUCCUCCGGCAAACUCGGACGCUUUUUUUAUCACUUUAUCCGUAUGCUUACGUGGCGCCACUCCCUCCACGCUCUGGGCCUCCGACGCCUACCUACUCAACUCCAGUGGUUCCACCACCAACACCACUUUCCUGCUGCCCCUCCUCCUCCACCUCCUCCACGAGAUCGUCACCCGGGCACCCACGUCGGCAACCUACAGUAGCUCCGGCCGGUUCCAGAAGCUUCGGGCCGAACCGGUGUCCUGGAUCCUGGACACCCACUCCCCAGAGUCCUUCUCCAGCUUCUUCAACCUCGUCUUGCUCACCCGCCUUUUCUGGGCGUGUGCCUGCGACGCGCCCUCCGAAGUCGGCUCCUUCUACCUCGACUCCCUCCUCUCUCCCAACAUCCACUCCCUGCUCACCGCGUCCAAGCCGGUCCUCGCCAAGUUCUUGGUCGCCGUCGGAGCGGACGCGGAGCUGUGCUUCGUGCGCACCCUGGGGUACAUGUUAGCGAAAUGGCUCAUCUCCAGAGAGGUGGCGCCCGGCGCAGGUUUGCGGACGCCGGUCCCCCCACUCCUUCCAGGGUUCAGCUACGCCGUGGAGGCUUACGGGUACUGGACUCUCAAGGGCUACGCGCCCGUCCCGGCCAUGCGCCUCUCCGGAGCGCCAAUAAAGCCGUUUCUACUCGAGCCGAACGAGCUGUCGCUGUUGAAGUACGCUCUGGCGCAUCAGCAGUUGGAAGCCGUCAUUCAGCUGCACUACUCCGUCGCGUUUCACGACGCGUACGUCCAAGUCAGCGCCCGAGUGGACAACCUCCGCUUCCACGUGGCGAAGCUUGGGUUCAGUGGAGAAUCGGAAUAUUCGGAGGAGAGGCACUUCGUGUCGAGGGUUCGUGUCUGGGUUGGGCCGGAGAUCGGAGCUACGUACGUGGCGGGCUUGAGCGCGGGCCGCUCGACGCACAACGGCGAGAGCGAAACGACGGAGCUACUACACGUUGGCAAGGGUGGCCCCGGAAAUUUCGGGAUGUUGAGAACGAGGGUGAAGGACUGGAGGUGGGACCAAGACGUGGAAGGGAACGCUGUCGUCUUCGAUGCUGUCCUACACGAUACGGCUACGGGCCAGGAGUACUGUAGCGGCGGCGGAGGAGGAGACGGGCCCAGAAGAAUGAGGAGCAGUACUGGGCCCAACAGGCCCUUCACGAAGGCGAGAGGGCUGAUAUUUGCCGGGGAGGAGUACGGCGAUGAGGUUACGUGGAGGUUGGGGAAGGAGAUGGAAGGGAGCGUGUUGAAGUGGAGAAUUGGAGGGGAAGUUUGGGUGACCUAUUUCCCCAAUCAAGUCCACACUUCCUUCUGUGAGACCAGGUCGGUGGAGUGGUGUGAUGAGGUUGAUUUGCCUUUGAUCCCUGGAAAGUAGGGUGCCGGCACGGUAGAAUAAUAAACCGAAUUAAUUUGCAAAGUGGCUGUGGGUAGUAGCCAGCAGGGUGAGAUUAGUGGGAUUUGGAUUUUAAAAUUCAAAAUUUCAUUGUCUGGCUAACUUUUUAAUGUUGUAUUUGGAUUAAAUUCAGGCUGGAUUUCGGCCCAUGUAAAAGUGGGAAUUUCAAAUACAAAAAAAAAAAAGGGAUUGAUUUAGAAAUGAACGACGAAGGUUGCUGAAAGAAGCCUAACCUCAACUUCUUCGCUACUUCCUUCCUUUCCCAAUUGAAACUCCCAUCCCCAACCAAACUCUCGCAUCAGCAUCGCCUCCAUAUAUAUAGUUUGGGUUUAUAAUUCCAAUUUCAAGAUUGUUUUUGGUUUGCGAUUUUAUAGGGCUUUCUUAAUUCUGAAAAACUAAACAUGAUUGAAACCAUACCGAGUCAGGCUCAAUUAAAUGUGAUGUCAAUUCGGUUAUGUUCCUUAUCUUUCCUUUUGAUUCUAUCCUGUAACAAUUUUGUCCGAUUGUGGAUCUAAAUGGAUCGUACCCAUCUUUGAUAAAGAACACAAGAUGCCAAAUCAUGGAGAGGCUUCUCUAAUUGGUUGGAAUGACAUAAGAAAGCAAAGAAGAAGAAAAAAAAGCUUCUAGAUCAUGAGUAACCUGCUGGCUACCUUAGUUGCCAAGUAAAGCUUGUAAUGAUGGUACCAACUCUUGAACAAACAAGAUUAUGCUUC